CAUUUCGUUUAUUUCAGCAGGAUAUAAUUAAAAUGUUACAUGUUAAAUUCCCCAACAUAUCUAGUACUUAAUAAACUAUAGGCUAAUGCAACCAAGGCCGAAUUAUGAGAAACAUAAGUGAUUAAUUAAUAGUUUAGCAUUAGGUCUUCAGGCUAUGUAGUCUGUUAGUUCACCUUCCGAACCGAGUCGUUCUCUCUUUUUUCAUGUCUGUUCCCCGGAAACAGAAAUGAUUAAUUCACCGUUCGAGUUAUUCAGAACGAACGAUUAGAGACGUGAAGUAAUAAUUUCUGUGUCCAGUACAGAAUCUAUGGGGAUGUUUCAGCGCAUGCGCGGUCAAAAAUGAAUGAAUCACUCUCUGAAACAACUCGUUGAUCCAGAGUCAUAUAAAAGAUUCGUUCAAAAUUAACGAAUCGUUCAUGAACGACACAUCAUUAGUCCUCUGCAGAAAUGCAUGAAGCGCGGCAUCACUUAACGUCACAUCCGGUGUAAGAUGGCAGCGACCUUGUGUGGCAGGAUUGUUAUAAAAACAGGAUGUCUGCCUUUGGUUCAGAGUGUGCGUCAUGGCUCCAAGGCCGUAACCCGUCACAGAAAGCCCAUGCACAUUCUGAAGCAGAAGCUAAUGGCUGUUACAGAAUACAUUCCACCUAAACCCGCUGCUCCUCCCGGAGCUUUCACACCACGCAUGCAGAAGACUAAAGAGGAAAGUGGCCUGGAGAGGCUGUUAAAGAGAGACCUGGAGUCUGUCUUUAGUGAGUGUAAGAUGAUUGCUGUGCUCCAAAACAAUGCCGCCAAUGCUGAGGACAUGUUGCUGCUGAAGCACAGGCUUAGAAAACAUGACAUCACCAUAAAAUUUUUCCCCAACCAGGUAAUGAGAUCCUUUCUUCCCAGCAGUCCAUAUAGCAACAUGCAGCCUUUGUUCAUUGGACAAACUGUGUUGUUUGUCAGCAAAGAGCCAAAAGUGAAGGAAAUGUUACAAGUGUUAAGGAGUAGUCCUCAGAUGCUACUCUUAGGUGCUUGUAUUGAGAACACGCUACUCUCACGAGAAGGAAUUCUUAACUACUCCAAGCUUCCGACCAUGCGUACGGUCCAUGGUGAGCUGGUUGGAGGCUUGACCUUGAUGACUUCACACACUGUUUCAAUGCUGCAUCGGCACCCUGCAUACCUCUCAGCUCUCCUCCGGCAGUACAUUAAACAGCAGCAGCCUGCAGACAGUGCCGAGCUCGAGGCAGCACCUAAAACUGAGGAAUCAGCAGCCUGAAUUGAAUUAUUUGCAAUCUGAGAGGCUGAAGAAAUUUCACAUCCAUAAUCAUGAACUCUGUGUGGACUCUGAGAACGUACAUUAGUACUGUGUUAACAUACAUAUGUCAUGUAUUUAUGGACUGAUCAGUGGAAUACUCAACAUAAAGAGAUACUUAAAAUGUCAGAUUUAUCAACAGUGACUUGGUUCUUUUAUUAUAUAUUUGUCUGAUCGCAUAUCAUAAACAGCAAUGUUCGAUGUAGAAAUAAAUGCCGGUAAAGUCAUUUUUUGGAUUCAUGGAAUAAUAUUUCUGUAAUAGAAAUUUGAAGAUGGUUUGGAAGAAACAUUGGUUCCACCAGAGUUAAUACAUCCAAUAUCAUGGAUCCUCUUUUUAAUCCCUGAAAUAUCUUGUGACAUUUAUGUCUUUCUGCCACAUUAAGCAUCUAUAGUGCACUCAAGAAUUAAUAAUAAAAUACAACUUCAUGCAAAUGAGAAAAAAUAAAUAUUUAAAGGAAUAACACAUGUAAUAAGCUAUAUUUUGAGCCCAAAUAUAGGUUUGUAAAAUGCAUUUCUUUUUCUAAAAAACCCUGCGUUCUAAAUGAUCAGCACCCUUUCACCCUUUGGUGAUGUGAGCCCUGGAGAAAA
This is a messenger RNA of Ictalurus furcatus (blue catfish), 1882 nucleotides long. RefSeq names its product mitochondrial ribosomal protein L10 (gene mrpl10). Gene Ontology annotation, biological process: translation. NCBI's taxonomy places the organism in Eukaryota, Metazoa, Chordata, Actinopteri, Siluriformes, Ictaluridae. Gene Ontology annotation, cellular component: mitochondrial large ribosomal subunit. The record is from RefSeq and is a predicted model, not a curated record. Bases 491 to 1258 code for a protein of 255 amino acids. The transcript is spliced from 5 exons. Gene Ontology annotation, molecular function: structural constituent of ribosome.